This is a messenger RNA of Myotis myotis, 4665 nucleotides long. It is a transcript of the gene NUP50, whose product is annotated as nucleoporin 50. The transcript is spliced from 8 exons. Lineage: Eukaryota; Metazoa; Chordata; Mammalia; Chiroptera; Vespertilionidae. The record is from RefSeq and is a predicted model, not a curated record. Gene Ontology annotation, biological process: protein import into nucleus. Bases 147 to 1544 code for a protein of 465 amino acids. Gene Ontology annotation, cellular component: nuclear pore.
CAGGUGCGCUCAGCCGGUGACCGGCCGCCGCUGCAGACCCGAGCGCCGCGGCCGCGACCUCGGCCCUGCUCGCCGCCGCGCACCCGAGCUUCGCCGCGCCCACCGCCCAGCGAGUCCCGCGGCCGCCGCCCCGGAGCUUCGAAAAAAUGGCCAAGAGAAUUGCUGAGAAGGAGCUGACAGAUCGGAAUUGGGAUCAAGAAGACGAAGCCGAAGAGGUGGGAACAUUCUCAGUGGCCAGUGAGGAAGUCUUGAAGAAUAGAGCCAUAAAGAAAGCAAAGCGUAGAAAUGUUGGAUGUGAAUCUGAUGGUGGAGGGGCCUUUAAAGGCUUUAAAGGGCUGGUGGCACCUUCUGGAGGAGGAGGGUUUUCUGGAUUCGGUGCUUGUGUUGGAGGGAAGCCUUUGGAAGGACUGUCCAAUGGAAACAGCAUGACAGGUGCCCCACUCUUCAGUGCGAGAGCUGCCACCGAGACCAAGGUGGCCUUUGGAUCUGUUGCUGCAAAUGGCCCCGCCUCCUUGGUUGAUAAUAAGAUUUCAAACCCCAAAAGGAAUGGUGACAGUCAGUCCUCUGGUCUUUCCUCGAGCACCACUCACCAAGGGAACGCCUACCACAAGCAGCUGGCGGCCUUGAACUGCUGUGUGCGGGACUGGAUCGUGAAGCAUGUGAACGCGAACCCGCUGUGCGACCUGACGCCGGUCUUUAAAGACUAUGAGAACUACUUAGCGGGCAUUGAGCAGCAGCUUGGUGACAGCGGGAGCGGCGGCUCCGAAAGGAAACCCAGCAAAAUGUCCCUCGACUCACAGUCUCCCUCCCUGUUUGGUUCAACAAAGUCACAGCAAGAGUCAACAUUUUUGUUUCAUGGGGAUAAAACUUCGGGCACCUCUGAAAAGAAGACAGAGGCUGUGCCUGAGAAAAAGGGGGACCCAUCACUAGGAGCGACAAGUGCCUCGUUUAAUUUCGGCAAGAAAAUUGAUGGUUCUGUUUUGGGCUCCUUAAACUCUGGCCCCCUGGCUGGGUUUUCAUUUCCUUCUGGAAACUCCAGUUUAUUUGGCAAAGACAUUACCCAGAGUAAGCCCGUUCCUUCACCAUUCUCCGUGCCAGCACCGGAGGGCCUGGCCGGGGGCGGCAGUGCCGGCUGCAAAGGUGGAGAUGAAGAAGAAAAUGAUGAGCCGCCCAAAGUAGUAGUUACUGAGGUCAAAGAAGAAGAUGCUUUUUACUCCAAAAAGUGUAAACUUUUUUACAAGAAAGACAAUGAAUUUAAAGAGAAGGGUGUAGGUACUCUGCAUUUAAAACCUACAGCGAAUCAGAAGACACAGCUGUUGGUGCGGGCAGACACCAACUUAGGCAACAUAUUGCUGAACGUCCUGAUCCCACCCAACAUGCCGUGCACCCGGACCGGGAAGAACAACGUGCUCAUCGUCUGCGUGCCCAACCCCCCGGUGGACGAGAAGAACGCCGCCGCCCCCGUGACCAUGCUGAUCCGGGUCAAAACCAGCGAGGACGCGGACGAGCUGCACCAAGUCCUCCUGGGGAAGAAGGACGCCUAGCCCGCCCCCCUGAGUCAGGUUGCUUCUUCCGUUGACGUUCUGAGAACUUUUAGAUAACUUACAGCCUGUGAGCAAGAUUAAUAUGGCCAAUAAACCUUUACUGUUUAGUGUUAAGAACUGUCUAAUGUGUAAACUACAUUUGAAAGAAAUUUUGGUAUUUUUAAUGUUCAUUUAUUAAAUUAGCCACAAGUGAUUUCUUAAUGGACUGAAAUCAGGGUAGUGAUCGAUUUCCCAAAGCUUUUCCCACCCGUGGGUUUGGGCGAGGCUCAAGAGGGUGGGUGUUCAGAGGAGCCUGGCCCUACCCUCCCGCCCACUGGGCGAGGCUGGGCCGGGGGGACAGCGCCCCUCCCAGGUGAAGCGCUGCCCUGCUGGCGGGGGUGUGCUUGCUUUAAGUGUUCUUCUAGAGCUGCAGCGCGGGUCCUGAAGGUCACCCUCUGCCGGGCUGCUCAGCAGACGUGGCCUUGCCCCUGCAGGCUGCUGGGCAGGACCCAGAACUGCUUUUCUUUUUACAGGAAACAAGGACUGUUCUUUAGUUGUGGAGUGUGAUUCAUGAGAUGCUGUUACUUCUGUGUCCCCUCAUGACACAUGGUUAAGGGGGGUUGCCAGGGAUGAGAUUUAAAAGCACAAAUUUGGUCACUUAUACUUUGAAAAUCAUCCUACAGCAGAAAGUGAAUGUGCUUGUACCACGCGAGCCCUGCGGGUCUACAACCACCUACUGCUUACGCCCUAGGAACCCACCAGGAAAGCGGGGGAAAGCGUGUGUGUAAAUGCUGCCUUUACCUUGGACGCCGGGAUAUUCCAUAUUCCCAUCAAGUUCCAGUUCCUUUCUGAGUGAGGUUGUUCAGGGUGCCCCCGGGGAGGGGGGUGCCAUUGGCACAGGCGUGCCACGCUGCUUCCCCACGGCUGUCGGGCAGCUCACACCAGCUUCCCUCAGACAGCAUGUGAGAGACGGGCUUUGGAGGUUGACAUGCCGGUGUUGCUGACUGGUUAGCGCCGGCAUCAGGCGAACUUGUUUAAGGCUCGGUUGGUGCCUGAGGGCUCACACUGUGUGCUCUGACCUUCAGCACAUCUUCUGACUUAGAAAAGAGGAGUCAAAUAAUUGGAGCUAGCGUAGUUUUUUAAAAAAACAAGCUACAAUUUUUAGAUGUAAAGGGGGCGGGGAAACAUGAUCAAAUAGAAUAAAUAUUGGAGGCCAGGUGGCUGGACCAAUGUUUGCCAUGAGAUUCCUGCACUGCUCUGUUUGUUAACUGCACGGGCGCAUCGGCCAGGGUGACGGGAUGAACGCGCAGACAGGCGUGCUUGCUGUGAUGGGUGUGGGCCAGCUCGUCUCCUGCGACCCAGGCAGAAGCAACAGUGGUUUUUGCAUUUACUGCUUAGAAUUGAGAUUAUUCAUGUGCUCUGGUUACAGAUGAUUGAUAAUAAACAAGCUGUUUAUUAUGGAUGCUGUGAGUGGCCCUGCCCCUGCCCCUGCCCCGGGCACAUAGGCUCUCUGUGUGUCCCGCUGUCAAGAUGAGGAAGUACAGCCCCGCCCGGAACAGCCGAGUCAGCAGGGAACAGGUGGUCAUGGUGCAUCGUUGUUAGCUUUUUUUUUUUUUUAAGUUGGGAUCAUAAUUUUAAUCGUUAGCUUUGGUGUGACUGGCGAGAUGCGCCACGGCAGGGCCGCGGGAACACCUGUGAAGGUGGUUCGCUUACGUCUUUCAAACCAGUGGUGGAUAUGUGUGCUUCUCUCCUAACAUUCCCAGCAAAUUCUUGCUGCUAAGACUCACUGUUAAAGUGAAAAUUACAGGGAAAAGUGUGAUGUGUGUACCAUAACUCAAAAUGUGAUAUUUUCUUACAAUUCUUACGCUUCAGGAACUUGUUGGUCUCCACUUUAAAUAGGUGCUGGGUACCGGCGCCUGGGAACGUGCGGAUUUCACUGUACCCCGACCUCCUCGCCUGUGGCCUGGGGAGGCUGGCCUUUCCUCCCCAUUGCGGGACAGCCACACCCUCCCCGUGCGGUCAUGCCCAUCCUUAACAAAGUGUUAGAAAUGAGUCUUUAAAAUGUUUGAAUGUGGACUGAAAUGUUCAGUUUUGCUUUAAGAUCCUAUAAAGUGUAUUAUGUAUGUGGCCUACAGUUAGUGUGUAUAUCUUUCGUUCUGAAUCAGGUAUUGUUGCAUCUUGACAAAUACUGAGCAUCCCAGCGGCCUUUUCCACACUGGUGUGUCCUUCUCAACCUUUUGAGCCUCCCCAGUAGGCGAAACACCGCUGCGGGCUCCUUCUGUUAGACUUACAGACGGAAGAUGUGUGUCCAGGUGUUUUUUAAUUUCAGAGAGAGGAAGGGAGAGGGAGAGAGAUAGAAACAUCAAUGGUAAUAGAAAAUCACUGAUUGAGUAUCAAGCCCAAAACCCAGGCACAUGCCCUGACCAGCAAAAAUACUGUGAUCUCUUGGUUCAUGGGUCCACACGCAACCACUGAGCCACACCGGCCGGGAGCGUCCAGGCUUUAAAGAAGUUUAGGUUGUUUCCUGGGAAGAACGAGUCCGACUGUUUAGGAACUGGUUUUCUUUAAAAGGAUGGCCGUUUUACAACUUUACUCCAGAUCCUACUUUUGAUGCGCUGCAUGCCAGAAUACCUACCUACUAUCGCAUCUUGCUCUUAGUUCAGACCAGUGCUCACUGAGAAAGAUGGGGGUGUGUUUGGGGGCAUCUGUCAGUCAUUCUGGAACAGCCCACAUGCAAGCGCAGUGCACUCGAGGCUUCAUACACCAAGCGGCUCCCAGCCCCGUGUCCAUUCUCCUUCUGAAAGUGAGAAAUGGACAAGCUUUCGAGGAGAAACGGGGUUGUCCUGUGCUGCCUGCAGGGACAGGGAGACUCUUGGCAAACUGGUCUCAGCCCCGUGCUGAGCACAAGGCGCUGGGAAGUACUUGGCCUUGGACGGGAGGCUUUCCCAGACCAAUUGUAACGGAGAUGAAAGCUUCCUUCCUAGCAAUCAGGUGGAUACAGUGUUUGCUUUCUAUUUUAAGUAGGAAACGUUUUUAAAUACUUGAAUUGUCGGCCCAUGUAAUCCGUUUGUGUUAGUUUUUGAAUGAUCCCAUUGAGGACUUGUAACAAUCCACGAAAUGUGAAUAAAUGGAGAGGAAACAA